Molecule: messenger RNA, 1089 nt
Organism: Vairimorpha ceranae
Lineage: Eukaryota; Fungi; Microsporidia; Nosematidae
Product: gtp-binding protein
Exons: 1
Coding region: 1-1089 (362 amino acids)
Biological process (GO): cytoplasmic translation
Cellular component (GO): cytoplasm
Molecular function (GO): GTPase activity; GTP binding
Source: RefSeq, a predicted model, not a curated record
AUGAACACUCUUGAAAAAAUCAAAGAAAUAGAGAAUGAAAUAGCGAGAACACAAAAAAAUAAAGCCACAAAUAAUCAUAUCGGUAUUUUAAAAGCCAAGAUAGCCAAGUUAAGACGUGAACUUAUUGCUGCACCACGUGCAUCUGGCGGGGGAGAGGCUGGUUUUGAUGUUUCUAAAACUGGUAUAGCACGUAUUGGGUUUAUAGGAUUCCCCAGUGUAGGUAAAAGUACUUUUAUGUCACAAUUAACAGGCAUUCAUAGUGAAGUAGCGGAAUAUGAAUUUACAACUCUAACAGCUAUACCUGGUGUUAUUACUUAUAAUGGUGCUAAGAUACAAAUAUUAGAUUUACCUGGUAUUAUUGAAGGAGCUAAAGAUGGUAAAGGAAGAGGUAGACAAGUACUGGGUGUAGCUCGUACAUGCUCUUUACUAGUAAUCUGCUUGGAUGUUUUAAAGCCUCUUACGCACAAGAGGUUGAUUGAAAAAGAGCUAGAAUCGUUUGGUAUACGAUUAAAUAAGAAUCCACCCAAAAUAAAAAUUAGUCGUGCUGAUCGUGGUGGUUUAAUGUUAAAGGGUAAUCAUUUAGAUUACAGCACUGUUAAAUCCGUUUUAGCUGAAUUUAGAAUAAGUAAUGCAGAAGUUAUUACUAAUGAACCGUGUACAAUUGAUGAUUUAAUUGAUACAAUAGAAGGAAAUAGGAAAUAUGUGCCUUGUAUUUAUGUUUUAAAUAAAAUUGAUGCGAUUUCGGUUGAAGAAUUAGAUAUUAUUUAUAGGAUCCCGCAUGCUGUGCCUAUUUGUGCGAAUCUUAAAUGGAAUUUUGACGUUUUUCUUAAAAAAGCGUGGGAAUAUUUAGAUCUAAUAAGAGUGUUUCCUAAACCGAAAGGACAAACAAUUGAUUAUGAUGAACCAGUUAUCUUACGUAAUAAUAAAAGGAAGAUAGAAGAUUUUUGUAAUAGCAUUCAUAGAGAAAUUAUAAAAAAGUUUAAAUAUGCUUUAGUGUGGGGAAAGAGUGUUAAGCACAAUCCGCAGAAAGUUGGUAAAGAUCAUGUUUUAGAUGAUUGUGAUGUGGUACAAAUAGUUAAAGAAAUAUAA